This is a messenger RNA of Spinacia oleracea (spinach), 867 nucleotides long. RefSeq lists its product as uncharacterized. The record is from RefSeq and is a predicted model, not a curated record. NCBI's taxonomy places the organism in Eukaryota, Viridiplantae, Streptophyta, Magnoliopsida, Caryophyllales, Amaranthaceae. Bases 1 to 867 code for a protein of 288 amino acids. The transcript is spliced from 4 exons.
AUGGCCACUAGUCUUGCAGAGAGAAACCAAGGGCAACUCCCUUCAAUGCCUGAUCCUAAAGAGAUUGUGAAUGUUAUUAUCGUGCGGAGUGGGCAUGGGUAUGAAGGCCCUUCUAUGCCUGUUGAUGAUGAUUCUAGAGUGUCUACUAGUGAUCUGAUUAAGAAAGUAGCUAAGGAGGUAAUCACAGAGAAGACAGUAGCUGAAAAGGUAGCCCAUGAGAAAGAGGUUGCACAUAAGGUUAAGAAGGGGACAAAGAUUCAAGUAACUGUUCCUUUUGCUGAGUUAAUUUUACAAGUUCCUGCCUAUGCUAAAUUUAUGAAAGGUAUAUUGACCAGGAAAUGUGCUUUUUGUGAGGUUGAGACUGUAGCCUUUACUGAAGAGUAUAGUGCUUUAUUGCAAAAUAAGUCUCCACGUAAGCUUAAGGACCCCGGAAGUUUUUCUAUUCCUUGUGCUAGGGUGUGUGUCAUGCUCUUCUUUGUCUUUGCAAAAUUAAACACGGGUGAGUUGAAAGUUACUAAUAUUACUCAACAAAUGACCGACGAUUCUGUAAAAUACCCAUUAGGUGUUUUAGAAGAUGUUACCGUUAGAGUAGGUAAAUUUUACAUACGUGUGGAUUAUGUUGUGCUGGAUAUGCAAGAGGAUACUCAAAUUCCCAUGAUUCUAUGUAGACCCUUCCUUCAUAUUGCGGGGGCGAUUAUUGAUGUAAAAAGUGGGAAAUUGACUUUAUCUGUGGGGGAUGAUAAGGUGCAUAUUGUUCGGGGAUCGAAUUACUGGUUUCAAAGGGCGGUCAAGGAAAGUCAAUUGUUUAAAAGAACAGUGAGCAACCAAUGCACCUCUCCUCCCUAUACUACACCACCCUCUCCUUAA